UCGUUUAGCUUGCAGUGGUCUGGUAAACUGAUUGGAGUUACGGGAAAACGUUCAAUAAGAACACAGGAGGACACGAGUGGAUUACAGAAAGUGCAAAAACAAACAUAUUUUCCUGAGCUUUUAAUGCUUUUUAUUUGAGCCUCUCUCGCUCACAAAAAACAUUAACACUCUGUGUUGCACCAGGUAAAAAAAAAAAGAAAAGAAAAAAAAACCGGCGGGAAUGGCUUCAUCUCCUUGCAGCAAUAGCAGCUUCGAUUCCGGUCUCGAGAUCAAAACUCGUUCGGUGGAGCAGACACUCAUCCCCCUGGUCUCCCAGAUUACCACCCUCAUCAAUCAUAAAGACCAGCUGAAGAAGUCACAGAAGACCCUGCGGGCCCUGCAGAGCCUCGGUCAGGCGGUCAGCAUGGCGGUGGACCGCUUUGUGACCGUGGGCGAGGCCAUCUCCACUGAGCACCUGGAGCUGAAGGAGGAGAUGAACCUGGCCUGCAGUGAGGCUAGGAGAGCGGGAGACACCAUCGCCCGGCUCACAGAUGUGGCGGGCCCAGAGCAGGUGGUGCUGGAUGGGCAGGACAGUGUCUUCAGCGAUAAGACGGGCAUGGUGAAGGCUGCCAGGAUGCUGCUCUCCUCCAUCACCAAAGUGCUGGUGCUGGCCGACCGCAUCGUCAUCAAACAGAUCAUCACCUCCCGCAACAAGGUGCUGAUCACCUUAGAGCAGCUGGAGAGAGUCUUCACUUUCCAAGAGUUUGUCCAGAUCUUCAGCCAAUUUGGGAACGAGAUGGUGGAGUUUGCACACCUUACUGGGGACAGGCAAAAUGAUCUGAAAGAUGAGAAGAAGAAAGCCCGAAUGGCUGUCGCACGUGCUGUUCUGGAGAAGUGCACCAUGAUGCUCCUCACAGCCUCCAAGACCUGCCUUAGACACCCAGACUGCGAGUCUGCCCGCAUCAACAAGGACGCCGUCUUCGAGCGUAUGCGCUUUGCCCUGGAGCUGGUCAUCCAGAUUGUGACGGACAUGCGGUCGAGCAUGGAUGCUGAGGUCCUGCCCAUCUGUGUCUACUCUGGGAUCAGGGAGUUCAAGGCCAAGGCAGAGGGGCUGCGGGAGGAGCUGUACUGCCUGUCUAGGGAAAGUUUGACAGCCCUGCUGGAGCGUAUUGUGGAGCAAACUGAGGACUUCACAGACUCCGCCUACACCAGCCAUGAGCACAGAGAGAGCAUCCUGCAGCUGUGCCACCAGGCCAGGCAGGAGCUGGGAGAGCUGAACGCUCACUGGGAGUACGCUCAGUCCCUAGGAGCCAACGAGUCCACUGAGGAAAUGGAGAUCAGCAUUCUGAAGACCUGCCACUGUGUGAGCCAACUACGGCAGGAGCUCCACAGGGCAGCAGUGGGGCCUGCGGCAGAUCUGCUGAAGUACCACACUGAGCACACGGUGCUGAAGGCCCUGAAGGUGUGUGGAGGGGAGGGUAACCUGGAGAGUGUGGACGAGUACUCCUGCAGGCUGACCGAGCAGAAGGAGCAGCUGGUUGAGACGUGUCGACUCCUGCGUCACGUCUCAGGGACCGAGCCUCUGGAGAUCACGUGUAUACACGCCGAGGAGACCUUCCAGGUCAUCGGGCCACAGAUCAUCUCAGCAGCGCAAACGCUAGCACUCCAUCCGUCCAGUAAAAUCGCCAGAGAGAACCUGGAGGUGUUCUGCGAGGCCUGGGAGUCUCAGCUCAGCGACAUGGCCAUCCUGCUGAGGGAGAUCAGCGAUGUGUUUGAGGGGCGGAGAGGAGAUAAAAGAACAUAUGUGUCAUUACCACGGCAAGGGAAACAUUUGCCAAACCUGAAGACAACAAAGGCUGUCAAGCUUGAUGCUGAGGAGCAGUCGACUGUAGCUCGGCUGGGCCUGGAACUGAGGCUGCUGACAUCAGACCUGGACUCUGAGACUGAGAAAUGGGAUGACCAUGAGCAUGAGAUCAUCCGUCAGACACAGAGCAUGUCCAGCAUGGCCUACUCCAUGUACCUCUUUACCAGAGGUGAGGGCCUACUGAAGACGACCCUGGACUUAUUCCACCAGGCUGAGGUGUUUUCAGAGGAGGGUUUUCACCUGUGCUCCUCUUUGCAAGCGCUCUCGUCUCAGGUGGGAGAUGAGGAAAAAGAGAUGGUUAUCUCUGAGACAGAGAAGCUGCUAACCUUGUGCCAGCAGCUGCAGGUAUCUGUGAAAAGCAUGGUGCAGGGCAAGAGUGCCACCUUCCUGAAGGUUCAGUCCUCCAUACAGAAUACCAAAGGCAUCCUGGAACUUGUAGUUUUCCUCCUACCUGUCUGCCAAAGGCUUGCCAAAAAGUGUUUGUCAGAGAACAGCAGUCUGAGCUCCCCUCAGAUCUGGAGAGAAAAGCUCCUGUCCAGCACAGAGAAAGAAGGUCCUCUCAACAACAAGAACAGCAGCGGGUUUGGGGUUCAGUCCCUGAAGCAUCACAUGAACAGUCUCACCUUCCUGGAGAGCAAGUAGCCCAGCCCACACACAAAGGGCCCAGACCUGACUGGCAUGUUCACUGUGGGGCGUACCGCUCACUGCCAGCAGAGUGCAGUGUAAUGCACCCGACUGACUUAUUCGUGCAGAAAGGUUGAGAUUACUGGAACUGUUCAGUAGUGUGAUUUAGUGUCCCAGCAACCUGGCAACCUCUGUAUCUAUAGUCCCAGAUUAUUGGCAAUUACAUAAAACAUUUUUUUAAAUAACCUUACUAUUGAAAAGAUUCCAUUUGCAUUGAGCUGAGACUGCAAGUGCAAUUUAGACAGUUUUGUGUGCAUAUGGUCUGCUUCAUGAAACAAUUAUAAAAACAAACCCGAUUCUGAACCAAGAAUACCUGAGAGCAGGUAUUUCUGUCAUACAUGCAUAGAUAGUGAUUAACCCUUGUGUAGUCUUAACAUUGUGUAUACUCCCCUUUGUCCUAAUGGUAAAAAAUGACCCGCCUCCACUAAAGCCCUAAAAUAAAGCAGCUUCAUUGAAUUUUAAUUAAUUAUCUUUUGCAUGAAAAAACAACCUGUCAUUCAUCACAAACUUUGUCAUCAAAUUUCAAGUUGAAAAAAAGAUAAUUUAGGGGGUUUUCUCUGUUGUUAAACAUAGUGGCGGGUUGUUUUUGACCCUUAAGACAACACAAUGGUUCAAAAAUACUGUGACAGUAUUUUAAUUUGUAUAAGCUAGAAGUCAUAUUGGCAUCCUUCUAAGGUAUUUCCCCCUAGAGAGAUUUUGUCUGAAUUGAAAUCAGUUAUAACUUAUUGACUUAGUACAUGUAUGAAUUUUUUAAUAAAUAUAAUUGACUUUUUAAACAUGGGUAAUUGUAUUCCUGCAGCAGAUGAAUAUCUACUGUAUAUGUACUGUAAAGGACAUCAUGCACAAACAUAAUUAAAUGCAGCAAAUUGCUUAAAGUGCCAUGAGUUCGCAAAGAGAAAUGAUUCACUCCCAGCUCAGAGAUAUGCUGUCAACUGGAAACAACUAGGGCCAUUGCAUAAAAUGUUGAAUUAUAACAUAAGAUUUAAAAUUCAAAAGUAUUCAUGAUUAUGUGCAUUAUUAUUGUUUGUGUGAUUGACAUGUUGUACACUGCCAAAUGCAUUCACAAUUAUGGAUUUCCAGUUACAUUAUAACAAAUUACAUAAUAAUGCACACUGCAAGCAAUCAAAAUUUUGAGACUUGGUUGGGAAUUCAAACAUGUAUUAUAAACAUAGUUGUCAUUUUAUUCCUUUAUAAAUUACUGUAUUUGUCCACACAAGAUAAAAAUAUCCCUUUUAAGGGAGCCCUGGUCCCUGUAUUAAAUAUUAUGCUAUAAAGGGAUUCUGACAUUAUUGUAAUAAUCACACCAUUUCAACAUGUAUCCAUGGGUACUAUCAGUCAUUAAUAAAUUAUUCUGCCUAGCACCUGGAGAGAUCCUCUGGUAAACAAAAUCAAUUUCCUUGUGACAAUGCUUAUCAAUACUGUGUAUUUCUGCUCUUUAGAAUGAAGAACAUUUCAAAAAGAUGUUUUACAGUACCUGACAUGUCUCACUGUUAGUCAAGUCUGUUUCUCGCAUGUUUUACAAUACAGUGGUCUUGUAUACACUAAUGAACAAGUCUGUUGUUUUUGAAGAACAUGUUAUAUUGUUAUAUUACAUGCUUAUAUUGUGCUUCUUUCAAAUUUCAAAUAUGAAAUCUUUAAAAUGUAAAAAUAUUUUUUCAAAUAAA
This is a messenger RNA of Conger conger (European conger), 4191 nucleotides long. Its product is annotated as alpha-catulin-like. Gene Ontology annotation, biological process: Rho protein signal transduction; cell adhesion. The coding region runs from base 221 to 2485 and encodes 754 amino acids. Lineage: Eukaryota; Metazoa; Chordata; Actinopteri; Anguilliformes; Congridae. Gene Ontology annotation, molecular function: actin filament binding; cadherin binding. The record is from RefSeq and is a predicted model, not a curated record. The transcript has 19 exons.